This is a messenger RNA of Seriola dumerili (greater amberjack), 4799 nucleotides long. RefSeq names its product anoctamin 5 (gene ano5a). Gene Ontology annotation, molecular function: protein dimerization activity; chloride channel activity. Bases 178 to 2922 code for a protein of 914 amino acids. Gene Ontology annotation, cellular component: plasma membrane. The transcript is spliced from 20 exons. Gene Ontology annotation, biological process: chloride transmembrane transport. Lineage: Eukaryota; Metazoa; Chordata; Actinopteri; Carangiformes; Carangidae. The record is from RefSeq and is a predicted model, not a curated record.
UGCAGGAAGGACGGCAGCCUGGCGAGCAGCCUGGCAAGCUAACUGAGGAGUCUCUGAAGAGGACGACUGUGAAGCUGAACGGCUUUUAGUUCAGGCGGGACAGAAAUCGCCUGGCUCCGGAUUUCAUGGUGUAGAUGAGGACCAGCAGGCACGAUUUGGCCACACGAGACAGUCAACAUGCAUCGAAUAACAGGAAAAUCUGGAGGGGACAGUCUGAUUGAGAUGAGCCCCACAGAAUCUUUCAACGAUGAUGUAAAUGGCUACCACCAACACGCCUCAUCCAGCACAGGAUCCCUCCAGCAGGGACAAUCAGCGAUUGACAAACAACAACAAAGUAAAGACUCAGUGUUCUUCCGUGAUGGAGUGCGCAGGAUUGAUUUUGUUCUGUCCUAUGUUGAUGAUAAAGAUGGUGAGAGAAAACAGGAGAGGAGGAAGGUGUACGAGGCCAAUUUAGAGAAAGUUGGCCUGGAGCUGGAGACGGAACAUAAAUCAGAGUCAGAUGAUGGAAAGACUUACUUUGUGAAGAUCCAUGCUCCAUGGGAAGUGUUGGCAACGUAUGCAGAUGUACUGAAGAUCAAAGUCCCCUUCAAGGCCAACGACAUCCCAGACAACAGCGACAUGCCCAUGAACUGGCUGUCCACCCCUUUUCGUCUGCCAGCGGAAAUCAUGCACCCUGAGCCAGACUAUUUCACAGCUCCUUUCAACAAGAGCAAGUCGGACUUCUUCCUUAUCGACAACAAAGACACAUUCUUCCCCCCUUCCACUCGCAACAGGAUAGUCUACUAUAUCCUGUCCCGCUGUUCAUACUUCAGGGAUGAAUGUGGGGACAAAGACAAGAAGGGAAUCAAGAGGUUACUCAACAAUGGCACCUACACUGCUGCCUUCCCCCUACAUGAUUGUAGAUACUGGAAAAGAUCAAGGGAUGCUAACUGCGAAAGUGAGCGAUACAAUCUCUACAAAAACUGGGCCAGAUUCUUCUAUUUCUUCAAGGAGCAGCCCCUCAACCUUAUUAGGAAGUAUUAUGGAGAGAAGAUAGGUAUUUAUUUUGCGUGGCUGGGUUUCUACACUGAGAUGUUGUUCUUUGCUGCAAUAGUAGGGACAAUUUGUUUCGUCCACGGAUUCCUCACUUAUGAUGACAACGAGUGGAGUAAAGAAAUAUGUAGCGAGGAAAUUGGAGGCAACAUUGUCAUGUGCCCGCUGUGUGACAAGAAGUGUGGCUACUGGAAACUCAACUCAACAUGCAACUCCUCAUGGCAAUCACACUUAUUUGACAACGUAGGAACAGUGUUUUUUGCCAUAUUCAUGGGGAUUUGGGUGACGCUGUUCCUGGAGUUCUGGAAGAGGCGGCAGGCCCGUCUUGAGUAUGAGUGGGAUCUGGUCGACUUUGAGGAGGAGCAACAGCAGCUGCAGCUUCGGCCAGAGUACGAGACCAAGUGCACCAACCGCAAGCUGAACCGCAUCACUCAGGAAAUGGAGCCGUACUUACCCAUAACAAGCAAGUGUGCACGCAUGUGUCUAUCUGGAGCCACCGUCCUGUUCUGGAUCUCAUUGAUCAUUGCCUGCAUUAUUGGGGUGAUAGCGUACCGCUUGGCGGUAUACGCGGCCUUCGCCAGCAUCAUGAAGGACAGUCCAACCACUAACCUGCAGGUGGUUGGCCCCUACAUCACGCCACAGCUGGCCACCUCUGUCACCGCCUCCUGCAUCAACUUUGUCAUCAUCAUGGUCCUCAACCUCAUGUAUGAGAGAGUGGCUGUUUGGAUCACUGAUAUGGAAAUUCCAAAGACCCACCUGGAGUAUGAGAACAAACUGACGGUGAAGAUGUUCCUCUUCCAGUUUGUCAACUACUACUCCUCCUGCUUCUACGUGGCUUUCUUCAAGGGCAAGUUUGUCGGCCACCCUGGAAAUUACACUUACAUGUUUGGCAACUGGAGCAAACUGAGGAAUGAAGAGUGUGACCCUGGUGGCUGUCUGAUUGAGUUGACCACCCAGCUGGUGAUAGUGAUGACCGGUAAACAGGUGUGGGGCAACAUCCAAGAGGCUCUGGUCCCGUGGCUGAUGAACUGGUGGGGCAGCAGGAAGGCACGAAACCACCCAGAGAGUCUGUACAGCCGCUGGGAGCAGGACCACGACCUGCAGGGCUUUGGGCAGCUGGGCCUUUUCUACGAGUACUUGGAAAUGGUGAUCCAGUUUGGUUUCAUCACACUCUUUGUUGCCUCCUUCCCCUUGGCACCACUGCUGGCACUUAUCAACAACAUCAUUGAGGUUAGAGUGGAUGCCUGGAAGCUCACCACUCAGUUCAGACGUCCCGUGGCAGCCAAGGCCCACAGUAUCGGAGCGUGGGAGGAAAUCCUCAGUGGGAUUGCUGUCCUCUCUGUUGUCACAAAUGCAUUCAUUGUGGCCUUCACCUCUGAUAUGAUCCCUCGGCUCGUGUACAUGUAUGCCUACCGACCACAGGGUGAGAUGAAUAUGAAAGGCUACAUAAACAACAGCCUGUCAGUGUUUAACAUCUCUGAGAUCCCACUGGCCAACAGCCCUGAGGAAGGGGAGAACCCCUCCUGGUUCAACAGCUCCAUCACUACCUGCAGGUAUCGUGAUUAUCGCAAUCCGCCUGGCCAUGAGAAGCCGUACUCCCACACUAUGCAGUUCUGGCAUAUUUUGGCUGCCAAGCUGGCUUUCAUCAUUAUCAUGGAGCAUGUUGUGUUCUCUGUCAAGUUCUUCGUAGCCUGGAUGAUCCCAGAUGUUCCCUCUGAUGUGAGGGCUCGAGUAAAGAGAGAGCGCUACCUGGUCCAGGAGUAUCUCCAUGACUACGAAGUGGAGAAGCUGAAGGUCCAACUCAGCCAUAACGGCAACAAUGACUGUACCUGCACGCCCAUGAUCUAUCCAUCUUUGCCCCAACAUGAGGUGCUGUCAGAGUGUCUCUAGCCCAGCGAGCCGCUGGUCAAUCAGCUGGACAUGAUGCCCUGCUUGUGUAUUGUGAUACUGAGCAUCUCUUUGCUGCAGUGCCUGAGUUGUUUGUGCAGCAAACACAUACAAACAACCUUUAUUAAGAACUAGAGGCUUCCUUAAUUCACAGCCAUCCUUUCUCUACUAAUCUGCUGAUAGUGGAAGUGCACACAGGUGAAAGAGCAAGUCUCCAUGCAUGCUGAAACUCCAGGCACUUGAAUUUAAAUGUCUGUCUCAUAUUUAUGGCUUUUCACUCUCUAUGUUGUCCUUAUAGUGCUGAGGAUAAUCAAAAUUUUCUGUAAGGAAAGAAAGAGGAAAUCUUACACACUGUGUCUAAACCAGACAAUUUGGUCUGGUUUUCAUAUAGGACUAUUUAUUUAAGUGCCACCAUUAGUAACCAAAGACUGGAUGCCUUAAUAUAUCACACACGUAUCACUGAUAUUCUGUAUCUGCCAGUAGAAUAACAAUAUUAUUUGGAAAUGAGAUCUUGCUUGUAUUCCGGUUUGGAUAUUUCUUUGUUUAUAUGUACAGCGAUAUGAACGGUUCCACUGUCAUGUACUGUAAGUUUACGUUCAACUCGAUUUAUUUUGUUUUUACUGCAACAAAUGUGAGCAUUGUUUAUUUGACAGCAUUGAGGUCAUGGCAAGGAUGUAACACACUUUUACCAAAUUAUUGUCCUCGCUCCACUGGCUGUUCAGAGGCCUGGUCACAUUUUGCUAGGAUCUCAUAACAGCCCGACAGUUGCUCCAGGACAGAACCUGACAUGUGAAGUAGGUUUUUAUGAAGAGAAACCUGUGCUGCUGUUACCACUGUGAGUAAGGGCAGAGUUUGUCCUGCAAUGGCCAGUUGUUGAGCAGACGCAGCAGCAGCAGCAGCUGGUGCAUGUUGACUGUUGACUUGUUCCUGGAGAUGGGAAGUGUGAGUGAAGAGAUCACUUUUUAAUGUGCCUCUGUUUACCAACACAUUGGCGCUAAUGAAAGCCUGCCCCCACCUACUCAACUAUGUUUGCUCCAUUACACAAAGCACAUCAGCCAUCGCCUAGUUCUCAUGCUUCUGGUUCCCUCAGCUGUGUCUGUGUAGAGAAGGAAAGAUACACAUUCUUUUUUUUUUAUUUUGCACAAAGCACUUAAUGAAAGCUGACUACCAAGGCAUAAACAUGUCAGUCUAUUUGUUGUCCUGAAACUACUUAUUCAUAAUCAGUGUUUUCAAGCAGCAAUGUGUGAUAGUCUUUGUUGAUUUAAAUGGAACAACAGUUGUACUGUCGUAAGAAGUUCAUUGUUCUGGUUUUGAUAUUUAUAUUGAGCUUAAAUGCCAACGUAGAGAAACAUGUAGUUUUUUGUUUUGAGAUUAUAUCAGGAUAUUUCAUGUUAAUUAAGCUGCAUACACAGAAAUAUGUGAGUAGUGUUGAAGUAUUUGAAUUUUAUGUAAAAUAACUGAUUGGUUGUGCUUCAAACUCUAAAUCUUAUGUUGGUUUGAGAUGUGUGUAGAUGUGACCACUUCAGCUGAGAGAAAUGUUGGACUGUUCCACUUUGCCUUUUUCAUGGCCGGCGCUUAGCUAAACUGAUGCCUAUUGAUGCCUUAAUACAUCUAAUUACUUUGUCUUUUAUUUUUAUUUCUUUGUACAUCUCCUUUAAAUUAACUUUUUUCUUAUGUCUAUCCUCUUUCGUCAUGUUGUAGUAAUAUUUUAUUUUAUACUGUUACCAAACAUGAAAAAGGGGAACCUGUUUACUGUAUGCUUAAAGUUACAAUUUCAUGUUUUCAUUUAUUUUCUUCUGUAAUUUUUCCAAUUGUCCUAUAUCCCAAACGUGUAAUGCAACAAAGACAAUUCUCCAAAAUAAAGUACCAGUUCAACUUGA